AUGGGUGAUUGCAUUGUCAACAGCACAUGCUAUCAGUUUGCAAAUGACACUUGCCUUGUUAUCGGCGAUAGAAAUCCACAAACGGCCCUGGAUCUUCUACAGUCCGAUUUAAAUGCACUAGCAAAAUGGUGUCACGAUGCCGGCCUUGUCAUUAACACAAGCAAAACUAAAUUAUUAGUCAUAAAAUCACCCUAUGUUAAACGUUUACCAAUAAAAGAUCUAGUGGCACACGCUCAUUCCUGCUUACACGCUGGCAGCACGGCUGCAUGUUCCUGCCCAGGGAUUGAGACAGUGGAUAGACAAACAUACCUUGGACUUGUUAUUGACAGUAAAUUUCUUUGGAGUGACCAUAUCGAGCGUGUUUGUAUCAAGCUUAGACAGUUUAUGGCAAAUAUCACCAUCCUCAAUAACCGUAUCCCGUUUAAAUUUAGUUAA
Leptosia nina is the source of this 435-nucleotide messenger RNA. The record is from the annotation of a GenBank genome assembly. NCBI's taxonomy places the organism in Eukaryota, Metazoa, Arthropoda, Insecta, Lepidoptera, Pieridae.